CAGGAUCCCAACAGAGCGGAGACAGCUGAAGGGAGAGGAGCCGGACCAAACCGUAAAGUCUUCAAAUCCGUCUUCAUCCGUGGAGAUAAAAGGAGAAACUUUAUUAAAAACAUCGAGAGCAGAAAGUUCACAGUCUAAGCUUUCUAACGAGCCCCGUAUUGUGAAAAUAUGACGUUUGUAGAAUUUUAAAACAAGUGGCGAAAGAUUGGGAGAGCCGAUAAUAUCCGGAGACAACACACAGAGGAACAAUUCACCGCUCACAGGGAUUUUGAUGUGUGGGCUGUUGUGAUCAUUUCCACCUUUCACAGACUUUGGCUUCAUAACUGAACAUUUUUGGAUAUUUUAGAGCUAGCAAUCGAGCUUGCUAGCUUAAAACAAAUCGCUAAUAAUGGAGUUAAGAGUGGGAAACCGAUACAGACUGGGCAGGAAAAUUGGAAGUGGAUCAUUCGGAGACAUUUAUCUGGGUACUGACAUCUCCGUUGGAGAGGAAGUCGCCAUCAAGUUGGAAUGUGUGAAGACGAAACAUCCACAGCUCCACAUAGAGAGCAAAAUCUACAAGAUGAUGCAGGGUGGAGUUGGUAUUCCUACGAUAAAGUGGUGCGGGGCCGAGGGUGACUACAAUGUGAUGGUGAUGGAGCUGCUGGGGCCGAGUCUGGAGGAUCUGUUCAACUUCUGCUCACGCAAGUUCAGCCUGAAGACGGUGCUGCUGCUGGCCGACCAGAUGAUCAGCCGUAUCGAAUACAUCCACUCCAAGAACUUCAUCCACAGAGACGUGAAGCCCGAUAACUUCCUCAUGGGGCUCGGUAAGAAGGGCAACCUGGUCUACAUCAUUGACUUCGGCCUGGCCAAGAAAUACCGCGACGCCCGAACGCACCAGCACAUCCCCUACCGCGAGAACAAGAACCUGACCGGCACGGCCCGCUACGCCUCCAUAAACACACAUCUGGGCAUCGAGCAGUCAAGGCGAGACGACCUAGAGUCUCUGGGUUACGUCCUCAUGUACUUCAACCUGGGCUCUCUGCCCUGGCAAGGCCUCAAAGCUGCAACCAAGAGGCAGAAAUACGAACGAAUCAGUGAGAAGAAAAUGUCCACGCCCAUCGAGGUCCUCUGCAAAGGCUACCCAUCGGAGUUUGCCACCUACCUGAACUUCUGCCGCUCCCUGCGGUUCGAUGACAAACCUGACUACUCGUACCUCCGUCAGCUCUUUAGGAACCUCUUCCACAGACAGGGCUUCUCUUACGACUACGUGUUCGACUGGAACAUGCUCAAAUUUGGCGCCAACAGGGCCGUGGAGGAUGCCGAGCGGGAGCGCCGUGAGCGAGAAGAGAGGCUGAGACACAGCAGGAACCCCGGCGCUCGGGGCAUGGCCGGGGCUUCAGGAAGAGCCAGAGCCGCUCAGGACGUCGCGGCCCCCUCCCCCCUCAACCCCACCGCACACACAGGUUUGGAGAAGGAGAGGAAGGUGAGCAUGCGUCUUCAUCGUGGGGCGCCAGUCAACAUCUCCUCCUCAGACCUGACGGGACGACAGGACUCACGCAUGUCCUCACAGGCUCUGUCCCGGGUCACACCGAGCGGCCUCCAGUCUGCGGCUCCACGGUGAAACCCCCACCACCCACCUCCACCUCAUCCACCUGUGCACCAUGGAGGCCUCAACACACACCUGCAGCACACACACUCAGACACACACGCACUGACUCACACAGGACUGUUUCUAACACAGAGACGACCAACCAGAGUCCAGAGCUCUGGUUCCUUCACUGAUGAGUGUGUGAGUGCCUGAGUGUGUGUGAGAGAGAGAGAGAGUGAGAGAGAGAGAGAGGCGGGCAGGUGGAGUCACUCUGGUUGCCUUAACAACGUCGGCAAAGUAGCAGCCACAUCCUCCCUCCUUCCUCCUCCUCCUCCUCUUCUUUAAUGUUGAUGAAGCCAUGGAUCCUCUGGCGUCUUUUUUGUUUUUUAACUUUGAUUUUACUCGUUUUUGUUCUUUAGCAUUAAUCCUCUGAGCUCCACUGGUCGUUCUUCAGCAGAGAGAGACGAGUCUGUUAGCUGUUGGACUUUUUAAACAUGGAGAUGGCAGCGUUAAAGGACGGUGCUGGGUUGUGCCCUGACUUGUCUUCUUCUUAGGCAUUAGAGUUAAAAUGUGAAGGUAGGACAACCUUUUUGUUUUAAAGAUGGGACAGACGGCCGUUGAACGCUCCCAUAGAACCAGAUUUUGUUCCUUUUUUGUCCUCCUCAGGAUGCCGUAGUGAAUCCAAAAACACGCAGCACGUUUUUCUUUCAGUCUUCAGGUUGUGACUGCCGUGUGCUGCUUGGGGAAAAGGAAGCGGUGGGAUAUUUUCGGGGCUCGGUGCGUGCGCUCUGAAUGGAUGAUGAUGAUGUUUUUGAAUCGGUGCAUAGUGACGUGGCUUUGUGUGCGUGUUUGUGUGGUUCUGUCGUAGGCUUUUACGAACUCAAAGGGGGCGGGGUGAACAUGUUGACGGGGAUUUUUAAAACUUUAUUUUAACUCCUUCGCCUCUAAAAUCUUACUCUUGAAAAAUGCGACUGCCAGCUUCCAUUCGAGGUUGAAAUUAAGCUCCUGUAAGCACACCUGUGGCCAUUUUCUACCUGGACCUCUCUACAUGACUGUCCAACCAAACGCUCAGACUUCAGUGUUGCGUCUUUCUUGUUUUGAUUCAUAUCUGCAAAUCAAACCAGAAAAUAAUACUUAAAAUCAGCAUCUGCAGUGCUAUAAACGUGUUUUCCCUGUGGAUGAUUUUUGCUACUAUUCUGUUAUUUCAUUCAUACUGCAGAAAUAAAACUUAGAAAACAAGUCUGUUUUAUUUUGACAGAAUAGUGCUCUCUCUUUUUUGUCCACGAGGCAAACUGCUCCUUAUAGAGAUGCUCAGAUGUUUUUUUUCCACAGUCUCCCAGCUCGUGGGCUUCCAUCCAACCAUGAUAUCAUCUGUGAAGUGAUCGGUAAUUCCUCAGAGCUUCUGGAAGUUUUUUGUUUUUUUCCAGGAAGCAGUGGAGGAUGAUCUUGCCAAGAUUUCCUCUCCUAUGCUUUAGUCAUCGUUUACACCAGCGGUUCUUAACUGGUCAAACUUCAGGACUCGUCUUCACCUCCACUAUGAGAAAUCAUGACCCAAAUAUCAAAAAAUGUCUGUCCUUUCAACGUAUUUAUAGAAAAGUGUUCAAAUUUGGACUUAAGAUGGAGCAAAUAUGGUUUAAAGAGCAGACAGGACAAAAGAGUUUAGGAAGUUGCAGAAGAAAAAUGUAUUCCAUUUCUUAUGACACAUAAAUGUUGGUUGAUUUCUCAGGAUCUUAGGAAUAUUAUGCAUCAUCAUGGGAAAACCAGCUUUGGUAUCCUGAGAUAAAGAGAAUUCACUCUCAAAAAUCUUGAACUUUCAAGGCUGAGCCUGUCCUUAGAGUAAACAAGCGGGUUGGACAAGUUCUAAAUGCUCAUGUUUUGCCACACAUCAGCAGGUUUAAUCUCACUUUAAGCUUCACAUAUACUAUCACUAUCAUGGCUGUGUUUGCUGUGCUUCCUCAUUCAGUCAUCUUGCUUCCUGAUUGCUCAUAAAGAUGCUUGGUGUUCCCUCACAGGACAGGAUACCGAUGGUAAAAACUAAGGGGAGCAGAAAGCUCCUGCAACUUUUGGUAGUUUAGAGAACAAACAGGAUCAUCCAUGAUCCGUGACCCUGAUGAAGGCCUCAAGCUGAAACCCAUCAGUGUGAUAAAGUUGUGCUCUAAACCAGGAGUCCCCAAACUUUCCAGGCUGUGACCCCCCCCCCCCAAAAUAACAACGUCAGAGAUCAGGGCACCUGGAGGCAGUCAAAGCAUGCAAUGUUGCACAAAGCAUCAUGCCGAAAAUUGAGUUAAUUUUAAGAAUACUUUUACAAUAAUGGAUAAAAUAUAAAUCUUUAAAUUAUUUUGAAUUUCAUUGUUUUUUUUGAAAGCAUCCUGCGACCCUCUCUCAGAGUCUCGCGACCCCCCAGUGGUCCUGACAUCCACUUUGGGAACCACUGCUCUAAACAAGUGUUGGAGAUUUGUGUUUCUUUUUCAUCCUCCAUGCACCUUGGAGGUUGAAGUUGUCCAGAAACGCCUGCCCCAGCUCUCUGUGAUCAGAAAAUCUGAACAUGUUAAAUAUUUAUCAUCUCACAUUUAAGUGUCUCUAUUUCAAGAUGAUCAGAGACAAUUAAAUCCCUUGGUAUAGACCCUACACCUCAGGAAAAUCUGAGCAGGUAAUCUUGGGAGCCAUAAGGUACUCUACCUUUGCUGACUUUGGUCAGACGGAGGGAUUCAGGCACAGAUUUAAAAAAAAAUGCGUGGAUGCAUAUCCACUUUGGGUGUCCAUACAUAGAAAUUUUUGGCUCCAUUUCUUCCCAGAGCACGGUUCAUGACCCACUAGCUGCUCCUGACCCACCAGUGGAGAACCACAACUUCAGACAUGAGUUAAUGUGGCAGGAAAACAGGAUUUUUCUCCACAGCAAAGGUACGCGACAUCCUGUCGGCGACCGUGAUCUGGCCCCAUAAAUACCUGACCUCUGUGGUGUUUAUGAUUUAAGAUUAGAAGUCUAAUAUCUGUAUUUACACCUCACAGCUAAGGAUGUUUAGGACUCAGAUGCCACAAACAUUAAAAUAAGGCCAUGCCUUCCCGAUCCUUGGAGGAAAAAUCUGAUUACAGACCGCUGAAUCCUGAUCCUUAAUAGUUAAAUCUCUGCUCAAUCUCUUCAGCUAAAUCAGGCUUUGUUAAUAGAUAAUUUAAAUUUGCUCUCUAGAAUCAGUUUUAGCUCUUAUUCCAUCAUUUAAUAAACUUUCCUCUUCUGUUUUGCUGAUUUCUGCAGAGAAAACUAAACUUCAAAGAGCAGUAGAAACCAUCAGAAGGGACAGAAAUCGAUCUCAAAGCCUAGAUUUUCUCCAGAGCUUUCUUUAGUUUCAGGUCGAUGUGAGAGUCCAGGGUAGAACUCACCCAGGUGUGUUCAGCAGGUUUUGGAGCCUGACUCUUGUCUUAAUGCAGCGGUUUGACUCAGCGUGGGCUGAGCUGAGCCCUGCAGGUUUUGAAGUAGAAGACUCUUGUCGUAGUCGGGGUCCGAGGUUUUCUGUAGUUAAAGAUGGCGGGGUUUGUAGUGAUAAUUGUACACGUUUGUUCUGUUGUUGUGUAUAGGAUGUGCCUGCUCUGUCUAACACGACCAUGAUGAUGAUGAUGAUGAUGUUGAUGACGGCGGUGUAUGGAGGGAACGGGAACGCCUCACUCCGUUAGUUUUUCUUUAAAUCUUCACCUGUGGGCUUGAAAAAAGUGAUUUCCUGUCUGUCACUGAUGCUGGCGCCUGUAGACGUUACACGCUGACAUGAGUUUCUCCUCGGUUUCUCCUCCACAUCCUGUCCUUUUUUUUAACUGUGCAGAGGAGAUGUUUACUCAUGUCCCACAAUGCAUCUCUCACUGUGGAUUCAUGGGAAAUGUUUCUUUUCUCUCCCUCCUUAAGACUAUUGCUCCUUAUUUGUAAUGCCACUGUAUUUGUGUAUUUUAAAACUGUAAAUAAAUUAAUAAGUACUUGUA
This is a messenger RNA of Cheilinus undulatus (humphead wrasse), 5533 nucleotides long. It is a transcript of the gene csnk1da, whose product is annotated as casein kinase 1, delta a. Gene Ontology annotation, biological process: signal transduction; endocytosis; peptidyl-serine phosphorylation. The record is from RefSeq and is a predicted model, not a curated record. Gene Ontology annotation, cellular component: cytoplasm; nucleus. Gene Ontology annotation, molecular function: protein serine/threonine kinase activity; ATP binding. The transcript has 9 exons. Bases 389 to 1600 code for a protein of 403 amino acids. Lineage: Eukaryota; Metazoa; Chordata; Actinopteri; Labriformes; Labridae.